This is a messenger RNA of Camelus dromedarius (Arabian camel), 4857 nucleotides long. It is a transcript of the gene FRMD6, whose product is annotated as FERM domain containing 6. The transcript has 15 exons. NCBI's taxonomy places the organism in Eukaryota, Metazoa, Chordata, Mammalia, Artiodactyla, Camelidae. The coding region runs from base 289 to 2157 and encodes 622 amino acids. Gene Ontology annotation, biological process: positive regulation of hippo signaling. Gene Ontology annotation, cellular component: cytoskeleton; cytoplasmic side of apical plasma membrane. The record is from RefSeq and is a predicted model, not a curated record.
CCCACGGUCUGAGAGGAGUGGGGCAGGCGCGGCGCCGGCUGGAAGACAAGGAGAGCUGACGGGAGUCCGACGCUUGGUGCUCCGGACUUUCUCCGAGGUGGUGCUGUCCACUCCUGUGGUGAUCAAGUUGUUCAUGAGGAGCUAUGAAACCUACGUAGUGGAAGAUCGUGAUGCUUUUCCUGUAAAGGCGUGUGAUGACGAGCAGAGUUUGGCUUUGGAGUGCUCGGAACCAGAGGAAUUGCCGAGGACUCGGAGCCCAGCCCUGACCACCAGAGAGCCCACAACACAAUGAACAAACUGAACUUCCAUAACAACAGAGUCAUGCAAGACCGUAGGAGUGUGUGUAUUUUCCUUCCCAAUGAUGAAUCUCUGAACAUCAUCAUAAAUGUUAAAAUUCUGUGUCACCAGUUGCUGGUCCAGGUGUGUGACCUACUCAGGCUAAAGGAUUGUCACCUCUUUGGACUCAGUGUUAUACAAAACAAUGAACAUGUGUAUAUGGAGUUGUCACAAAAGCUUUAUAAGUAUUGUCCAAAAGAAUGGAAGAAAGAGGCCAGCAAGGUACGACAAUACGAAGUCACUUGGGGUAUUGACCAAUUUGGACCGCCUAUGAUCAUCCACUUCCGCGUGCAGUACUACGUGGAGAACGGCCGACUGAUCAGUGACAGAGCAGCAAGAUACUAUUAUUACUGGCACCUGAGAAAACAAGUUCUUCAUUCCCAGUGUGUGCUCCGAGAGGAGGCCUACUUCCUGCUGGCAGCCUUCGCCCUGCAGGCUGACCUGGGGAACUUCAAAAGGAAUAAACACUAUGGAAAAUACUUUGAGCCCGAGGCUUACUUCCCAUCUUGGGUUGUUUCCAAGAGAGGGAAGGACUACAUCCUGAAGCACAUUCCAAACAUGCACAAAGAUCAGUUUGCACUGACAGCUUCCGAGGCUCAUCUUAAAUAUAUCAAAGAGGCCGUCCGGCUGGACGACGUCGCCGUUCAUUACUACAGAUUGUAUAAGGAUAAAAGGGAAAUUGAAGCUUCUCUGACCCUUGGUUUGACCAUGCGGGGAAUACAGAUUUUUCAGAAUUUAGAUGAAGAGAAACAGUUACUUUAUGAUUUCCCUUGGACCAAUGUUGGAAAGUUGGUAUUUGUGGGUAAGAAAUUUGAGAUUUUGCCAGAUGGCUUGCCCUCAGCCAGGAAGCUCAUAUACUACACGGGGUGCCCCAUGCGCUCCAGACACCUCCUGCAACUCCUGAGCAACAGCCACCGCCUCUACAUGAAUCUGCAGCCUGUCCUGCGCCACAUUCGGAAGCUGGAGGAAAACGAAGAGAAGAAGCAAUACCGGGAGUCCUACAUCAGCGACAACCUAGACCUGGACAUGGACCAGCUGGAGAAGCGGUCCCGGGCCAGCGGGAGCAGCGCGGGCAGCAUGAAGCACAAGCGCCUGUCCCGUCACUCCACCGCCAGCCACAGCAGCUCCCACACCUCGGGCAUCGAGGCCGACACCAAGCCCCGGGACGCAGGUCCGGAGGACGCAUACUCUGGCAGCGCCAUCCACCGCAAGCUGAAGACCUGCAGCUCCAUGACCAGCCACGGCAGCUCCCACACCUCCGGUGUGGAGAGUGGUGGCAAGGACCGGCUGGAGGAGGAUUCUCAGGACGAUGAAAUAGAGAUGUUGGUUGACGACCCCAGGGACCUGGAGCAGAUGAACGAAGAAUCUCUGGAAGUCAGCCCAGACAUGUGCAUCUACAUCACGGAGGACAUGCUCCUGUCGCGGAAGCUGAACGGACACUCCGGGUUGAUUGUGAAAGAAAUCGGUUCUUCCACCUCCAGUUCCUCGGAAACGGUUGUCAAACUUCGUGGCCAGAGUACUGAUUCUCUUCCACAGACUAUAUGUCGAAAACCAAAGACCUCCACCGAUCGACACAGCUUGAGCCUCGACGACAUCAGACUGUACCAGAAAGACUUCUUGCGCAUUGCGGGCCUGUGUCAGGACACGGCUCAGAGUUACACCUUUGGGUGUGGCCAUGAACUGGAUGAGGAAGGCCUCUACUGCAGCAGCUGCCUGGCUCAGCAGUGUGUCAACAUCCAAGAUGCUUUUCCAGUCAAAAGAACCAGCAAGUACUUUUCCCUGGAUCUCACCCACGAUGAAGUUCCAGAGUUUGUUGUAUAAAGUACGCCUCUGUGCAGCAUGCGGACCGCCUGCUGCUUGCUAGAGGCUGUGAAAGCCGUGGGUUCUUUCUUUACUUAUUACUUGUGCCAUAUUUUCUUUACCCCAAACUUAGCUCUUUCUUUAUAAUAUCUGCGAUGGAAAUAAAAGCCCCGGGACAGUUGCACUUUAAGUAUUACACAGGAGUAAAAGAACUGCAGAGAAUGUACAGCAAGACAAGUGCCCAGACGUUCCCUGAUCCUUUGGAAGGAAGUGUGCUUUACUGGUUACCAAGCCUUCACAAUAUUGAACUGUGGUGCAUUUCUUCAUUGUUUUGUUUUUUAGUUCAGUUACAUGUAACAUCAUGUUUUUUAAUCACAUGAAAGGCAUUGUUAGGUGUAUUUGUUUGCUUGUAAAUUUUUUUUUUUUUUUACCACUCCCCCCUGAAAUGCUGGUGUUUUGAGGGAGGAGAGAGAGAAGAGGCUCUCUUCUUUUAACAGAGGGACCUUUGCCAGUGCGUAACCAUCGCCACCUCACUGGGGCUGUCCCAAAGUGAACACGGAUGAAGCGGUCAAAAGCAUGUGGUUCUAGCUCGCCAAAGAUGUGGCCAGCACAGAAGUGCAGCCCAGGGUCAAGAAGAUGUGAAUUAAGCAAUAACCAAAAGUGUGAUGCCUUGUGACUCCUUCAUGCCUGGUCCGUGCCAUGUCCUCCUCCUGCUCUUCCAGAAAGCUCUAGUCUGGACUCCGUGGAGUCCCUCAUCCAGCAACGGAUCAGUUGUGUUCCUGUCAUCAUGAAUUUCCAAACCAGUAUCUCUUAAAACUAUGGAAACGUCUUAGAAUAUAUUCGUGCUUGGUGGUUUUUGUUUUGUUUUAUUUUUUUAAAUCAAGAACAAAUUAUGGUAAUCCCGGUUUCUGCUUAACCAAAAUACCCUGACUAUACGUGACAUAUAUAAAUACAUGAGACUGCGUGUUUAUAUGUGUUUAAAGCUUACCAACUAACUUUUCAUCUCGGCUUCCAUGACUGUCUUGUAUACAUCGUCUUUCUUGUUUAACACAGAGGAUAUGUCAUUGAAUGAAUGAUACCUACAGACAAUCAACUGAUAGAUAAUAGAGUUAAGAACAACUGUUUUCUCAUGUCUUUUGCCGUAGUUCUCAACUCUGGUUGCAUAAUAGAAUUAUCUGGGGAGCCUUAAAAAAAAUGGCAAUUGUAAGGAUCCGACCUUAGAUGAAUUAAAUCAGUCUCUCGUGGUAAGACCCAGGGGGAAUUGCCUUUUCUUUUAAAGUUCUCCAGAUGGAGCUAGUAUGUAUUGGGGUUGUAAACCACCGACCCAGAGGAUGUCUUUUCAUUAAUUUUGAAGAAAAUGUUAGUGUUUGAGAAUGGGCCAUUUUUAAGAGAGUUACAGCCACUGCUGUCAGGAUAGAUAGGGAAGCCCAGUCAGGGCUGAGCUCACUAACCUUUAGACGUCCAGUAACAGCGUGGCUCGUGCUUCAGGAAAGUACUUUAGCACAAUGUCUUUCUAGGAGAUGUUUUUAAUGAUUUCAUAUUUUACAACAUUUGUUUAACAUAUUUUGAUAUACCAUUUUUUCUACCUAUCAGGUUUUAUUAAAAAAUACUAUAUUAUUUUCUAAAGAAGCAGUCAUAUUUUUAUACAAAGUUAAGUUUUCAGGUAACAGAGAAGUAGAUUUAGGGUCCAGCAGAACCUGCAGUGUUCCCCGUGGGUGGGAGUCAGUGUUAUAAACACAGGGAGAACGUGAGCAGGCUCCCCGUGCUGCCAUCGCAUGUCCAUGUCCCCACGUGGGUGUGACGGGACAGCGUGUAUACACAAGCCUAGUCAGAUUGGUUUAACUUGACACUUUAAAAGGAAAAAAGUUCUAUAGAAUUCUAUAGUUGUGAAAUGAUUUUGCUUUUAUCCAGUGUUUUAAAAAGAACCAAAGUUUCAGAUCUCAGAAUGUAUAAAACUGUCUCAAUCUUUGUGUAAAAGAUGUAAGUAUGAAAGGAUCAUCUAAUGACUGUUUUACUGAUAAGUCAUUAAAUAAUCCGCCAUGUCUUAUAGAUGCUUAAGAGACAAAUCCUGAUGAAGUUUGUCUGCAAAGAGCACAGGCCGUAAUGUGGUGCAUUUCCUUAGCUCUUAGUGUUUCUUGUUUAAACAUCAAGGAAAAAAGAACAACGUAUUUAAUUAAGUACAUAGUGCUUUAUACUUUGUUUUCUCUCUACUUCAAACAGAAUCAGGCCUUUAGGAUUUUGCCAGCAUUGUUGGUGGUUUUGCACACCCUCUUUCUAAUUGGAUUUAUGAAAAGUCUCAUGGAUUUUCAAAACUGAAACAUGCUAAGGACAUUUUUGCUUUUUUUUGACCCACUGUUUGCAACAGAAUUAUAUAUAUGUAUAUGAAAAUCCAUUUUGAAUAUCGACGUUUUUGUAUUUCGAAAUUGUUUUAAAAAAUAAAAAAAGGAAAAGAAAAGUAUAAAGCUGUUAUUUAUUUCUGCACUUGUUAAUAUCCAUUGCUAGUCAGUAUACCAAUUUGGUAUAUGUUGCCUCUACACAUCUACAUUUGUAUUUGCAACAAUGAACUUUAUAACUGCAUAAACUGUACAUAAUCCUUUCUGUGAAAGGAUCAUCAUAUCAAGAUGAUACCAAAAGUGUGUUAAAAAAUGCAUUAUUUUGUAAUUAUUCUUAUAGGAAUUUCAUGGUAAGAUUAGCAGUCAAUAAAGUUACUUUUUAUUUGUC